Molecule: messenger RNA, 1113 nt
Organism: Nematocida major
Lineage: Eukaryota; Fungi; Microsporidia
Product: histone acetyltransferase
Exons: 1
Coding region: 1-1113 (370 amino acids)
Biological process (GO): positive regulation of transcription by RNA polymerase II; chromatin remodeling
Cellular component (GO): histone acetyltransferase complex
Molecular function (GO): protein binding; histone H3 acetyltransferase activity
Source: RefSeq, a predicted model, not a curated record
AUGUUUGCGCUACCAAAAGAAGCAGAGCAAAAAAUAGAAAGAAACAAAGUUCUUUUACAGAUGCUAAGAGAGCGCGCCUUAGAGAUACAGGUGGUCUCAACCCUAGAUGAAGAGUACAUCGCCUCCAUGAAGAUACUUUUGGAGCUGCGCAGCAUAUUUCAAAAGCAGCUGCCAAACAUGCCAAAGGAGUAUGUGGCCAGGCUGCUGUUCGAUAUCAAGCACAAGUCAAUGGCCAUUAUAGACAAAAAAGAGGGCCGGGUCAUUGGAGGCAUAUGCUACCGGCUGUUCUACGACCAGUCCUUUGCAGAAAUUGUGUUUUGCGCUGUAAACAGCGACUCUCAAAUUAAAGGGUACGGGGAGUUUAUGAUGACCAUGCUCAAAAAAACUGUUCUUGCGGACUUCAAGGAAAUUGCCAGGGGAGAGGGCACAGAGUUUGACGGGCCUGUCUAUCUGCUAACGUACGCUGACAACUAUGCAAUAGGGUAUUUCAAGAAGCAGGGCUUUACAAAGGACAUCACGUUUUUGAACUGGAGGGGCCGGAUAAAGGACUACGAGGGCGGAACUCUGAUGCAGGGGAAAAUUCUGCCCAGAAUAGACUACGAGUGCGUGUACGACAGCAUGCUUGCGAGAAGAGAAGAGCUGCAGGAGAUAUCGAAGAAGCGGUUUCCAGAAAUGCACAAAGAGUAUGUCCUCCCAGAGAACGCCGCGCGCGUGCAGGAUAUUCCUGGGCUUGCCGAGGCAGGGUUUACAGAGGAGACGGAAAAGUCUUUGGAGUGCAAGGGAAGCCUGAAAGAGCUUCUUCUUUACCUGUGCUACGAGCUGCGCAAACACAACACCGCCUGGCCUUUCCUGGAGCCUGUAAACCUGGACGACGUGCAGGACUACUACACCGUCAUAAAGCGCCCCAUGGACCUGCAGACCAUUCAGAGGAAAAUAGAAACAGAGCAGUACAAAACGUUUGACGAAAUGGACGCAGACAUACAGCUUAUUAUAAGCAACUGCUACACAUACAACCCCCCGGGCUCGCAGUACUCGAAGUGCGCAAAGUCCCUCAACGAGUUCUACCAAGACAAGGUGCAGUGGUGCAGAAAGGCGCUGUCUCAGCGACGAUAA